GGUUUGGUUUGUAUCCUGCGGUACCGCUAGAAUCAACCCAGUUACAAUGUCACACUCGUCACACGUCACACCAACCAUAUACAACAACCACCAUGUCCGACGAUGAAAUGAACAUCGACGAAGUCGCUAAUGGCGGUGCUGUGAGGCGGAGAGGCAGAGGGUUCCAAAAUACGACAGGCGGAAACGAUGGCACAGUCACCGCAGAACCCACUUAUGACAGGGUUGAAUCUUCACAUGUCAAGGACGACACGAGAGCCGCACGAUCCGUUGAAGGUUGGAUCGUCUUGGUCACCAACGUACACGAAGAGGCAACAGAGGAAGAUGUCACGGACAAGUUUGCAGAGUUUGGCGAGAUAAAAAACCUCCAUUUGAACUUGGACCGCCGCACAGGUUAUGUCAAGGGCUAUGCACUCGUGGAGUAUGAAACCAUGUCCGAGGCACAGGCUGCUAUUGAUGGCGCGUCGGGAACACCAUUACUUGAACAGAUGGUCCAAUGCGACUACGCGUUCGUUCGACCCCCUCCAUCGGGGCCAAAGAAAGGCAGAGGAGGUCGGGAAGGACGCGGUCGGAGUGCUAGUCCGUCGCGCAGACAGAGAGACUGAGGUUAUUCUUUUUCCCCUGCGUCUGCAAUGUCUGACUGUAUUCAGCUUUCCAAGCUAUAUUUUGAUCAAUGCUGUUCUACCGCAAUGACGUCUAUUUACCGAUACGAUGGCGUGCUCGUAAAAGGAGGAGCCGGCGAGAUUUUCUCGAACCUGUUGAUCGUUAUAGAUGAAGGAUAUGUGGGCUGUUGUCACCGCAGUCGGGCAGUGUGUAACGAGAUGCCGUGCCAAGCUCGUUUCAGCGUGAUGAACUGACAAACAAUGCACGGCGCGUCUUGGUUCCUCAUACCUCUUGUAAGAUUAUGCACACAUCACUGCAAAGCAACUGCGAGAUUAUGCAUUGCAAUACUGUAGUUAACAAGUCGUCAAGUUAGCAUCCGGAGGACGGCCGGGCGUUGCCGGGCGCCCGUUGAAGAGGUUGUUUACCUUUGUUUCCACCAAUUACAUAACAUGCGCGCC
This is a messenger RNA of Suillus paluster, 1058 nucleotides long. RefSeq lists its product as uncharacterized. Lineage: Eukaryota; Fungi; Basidiomycota; Agaricomycetes; Boletales; Suillaceae. Gene Ontology annotation, cellular component: exon-exon junction complex; nucleus; cytoplasm. Gene Ontology annotation, molecular function: mRNA binding. The transcript is spliced from 5 exons. The coding region runs from base 93 to 602 and encodes 169 amino acids. The record is from RefSeq and is a predicted model, not a curated record. Gene Ontology annotation, biological process: RNA splicing.